AAUAAACGUUACUUAUUACCGACGUAAAAAAAUUCACGGAUAUUUAGCCAUCAGUACCUCUAGCUAGAGCCUUAAUUAUGGCUACAUUUACUCAACGAGGAACAACAUCUUAUUUAGCGAAGUAUUUGCGCAAAAGCGUAUCCUCUCCAAUAGAGCCAAUAGUGUUAGCACGUCGUGGAUAUGCUAACCAAACUGACAUAAGUGAUGCAAAGGAUGGGGAACCUAUUACAAAACAGUUAGCAAAGACCCGUUGGUACGAGAAUGCAAUGAAAGGUGUAGAGGAUGUACAUAUUACAGAACAACUUACGCUGCCUUCAAAAACUCUGCAGAGUGCAUCCGCAAUGAAUAUUAGCGUUGGUUUCAAUUGGGCCGACCCGACAAAGGGCGACAUAGAUUACGAGUGCAAUGAUACCCUGGCUUUAGGGCAUGAUCCUUCGGUAUGUCGAGCACAAGGAGAGUACAUUAUUGCUAUGGGAGAGAGAAGCUCACCGUCGUGGGUUGGUAAAUCUGGAAUAUUUGCUAAAGACGAACUCAGCCCUGUUCUAAAAUUUCAACGUGAAGCAGCAGAAUGGAUGAACUCCGAUCUAGCGAUUCUAACUACAAGUGGUAUGAGUGCCAAUGGGAUGCUUAUGGAAACCCUCCUGAAAAACAAUACCGAUGUCCCGGUUUAUCUCGACUCGUUAGUGCAUACAACAUUUCGAUACGGCAUAUCAGCAAUUAACGGGAAGAUGUUAAUGUUUAAGCAUAACAAUGUCAAUGCUUUGGAGAACCUUAUGAAAGAACAUGGGCCUGGCUUUGUAGUUGUUGACAGUGUGUACAGCUCACUGGGAACGAUUGCACCGCUGCAUGACCUAUGCGAAGUUACAGAGAAAUACGGAUCGUCGCUGGUUGUCGAUGAAUCACACGCCCUGGGAACAUAUGGGGACUCCGGUAAUGGUAUAGUCUGUAAACUUGGCCUCGAACACAAGGUAGCAUUUCGCACGGCAUCACUGUCUAAGGGAUUUGCAACCAAUGGUGGUUUGAUAUGCGCUCCAAAGAGUUUCAAGAAGAUAUUCCGUGUUAUUACCACGAAGAACACCUUUAGUAAUGCGGUACAAGAUUAUGAAGCUGUUAGACUCUUGAAAAUCUUAGACAUCGUGAAACAGGCACAGGACAGGCGUCGAUCACUAAAUGAGAAAUCAACCUACUUGAAAUCUAACCUGAUGGAACUCGGAUACUCGGGAUACUACAUGAAAGAACCAACUCACAUAUUUGGACUAUGCGCAGGUGACUUCGAUACAGUUGUAGGACUUGGAAGAGCACUGAAACAUAAAGGGAUCCAUUCUACAGCGUUCACUUACCCCGCCGCCCCGAGGACUAAAUCACUGUUGAGAUGGAUCAUCACUGAAAAAGUGACGUGGGAACAAUUGGACUACACCCUUGAUGUCCUGGAUUCAUUCAUUAAAGAUGGAACGGCAAAACCUUUGGAGUGGCCUGACUAUAAAAAGGCCUGCUAUUAAUAUCCCCAAGCAUGUUAAUAUGCAAAAUCGGAAGCCUUCUGCAAUCAAGACAAGAAUUUUCUUCUACAUCCUCUCAGAAAGAUUGGCAUAUAUAGUGCAAUUUGGACAACAUAUUUUAUGAAAAUUUAAGCAUAUAAUAUAAUCUGUCGAAGUAUUGAAAUGUUCUGCAACAAGAAGUAUAUAGGGUGUCUCAAAAAAAUGUACCCAAAAGUAUAUCAACAGCAUAGACAAACCAAUCAAUAUUUUCAGACAUUUUUUGCAUGGUCUUGUAGAUAAAAGAUGAAAGUUUUUUUACCCUAUACACAGUUUUUAAUUCAGUUUUGCCCUUUUGAUACUUUAACCCGUUACCUUUUACACCACAUAUUCAAUGUAACCUCGUAUUUCGAUGACAGUCUGCAUCCUUACUACUACAUUGUUCAUCACAUUUGAUAUUUCUGGUGGAAUGUUUUGAUUUCUGUUUGGAUGCUGGUCUUAAGUUGUUCUUGGUUUCUUAGCUUGGAUUUAGCAUAAAAAUGGUCCUUCAAAUAGCCUCAGAGAAAAAAGUAUGGGCUGUCAAAUGUGGUGAAUAGGGAGGCCCUCACAAUGUCUUAUAGCCCCCUUAUAAAGAGAGGUCAGAGGUUUAAGAAACUGCAUUGGUUGCGAUUCUAGUGUAGCCUUUGUUGUGUGAAUCAAUUUGAGACCAAUGUGUUUUCAUUUGGAUAUCAUUUGGUCUCCAGGCUAGCCUGCCUAACUCUGGAAGGUAACUCCUGAAUCAUUUGCCGAUAAUUGACCUGAUUACCUGUGUUUGUUCUGCCAUCGUCAUCCUCAAACAUCUUUCUCUGUGGCUAUUGAAGGAGUGUUUUAAUGCUUAUUCCAAGCAAAAAGACCUAGAACAACUUAAGGGCAACAACCAAAGAGAAAUCCAAAACAUUCCACCGGAAUUAUUAUCAAAUGUGAUGAACAAUGUAGCAGUAAGGAUACAGGCUGUCAUCACAAUAUGAAGUUACAUCGAUUAUGUGGUGUAAAAGGUA
Molecule: messenger RNA, 2509 nt
Organism: Owenia fusiformis
Lineage: Eukaryota; Metazoa; Annelida; Polychaeta; Sabellida; Oweniidae
Source: the annotation of a GenBank genome assembly